Messenger RNA from Ostertagia ostertagi, 1272 nucleotides. The record is from the annotation of a GenBank genome assembly. NCBI's taxonomy places the organism in Eukaryota, Metazoa, Nematoda, Chromadorea, Rhabditida, Trichostrongylidae.
AUGGAAAAACGCGCUCCAAAAAGAACUAAAAAUAUUCGACUCGUUGCGUCUGAGCCUGCGCCAAAGCCGUAUCACGCACCGCUUUACAGCGUUGAUCUGUUUUGCGGUGCGGGGGGCAUCACACAAGGAUUCCAGCAGUCUGGGUAUAACUGCCUCUAUGCGAACGACUUUAUGCCGGAGGCAAUCGAUACCUUUCGCCAUAACCACCCUUCUACCUUGGCUGAAUGCAAAUCUAUUGAGGAAGUGAGUGCGACAACUCUGAGAAAAAAGCUGGGCAUUCAGAGGGGAGCUCUGGAUGUUCUUGUAGGUGGCCCUCCAUGUCAGGGGUUUUCAAUCAAUGCGCCUAAUCGCUUCCUUAGUGAUCCCCGGAAUAGCUUGUUCAAGCAUUACGCUCGAUUCGUUGAAGAGUUCUCUCCCAAAACUUUUGUGUUUGAGAAUGUGCCUGGCCUGUUAUCAAUGGCGGAUGGUGCGAUUUUCGAAAAAGUGCUUCAGGUCUUCAAUGAACUUGGAUAUCACUUGUCGGUAAAAAUUCUUUACGGGCCACACUACGGAAUACCGCAAGAGCGAUGGCGACUCAUUUUGAUGGGUUCACAAUACGCCGAAAUCUCUCACCCUAGUCCGACACACUUUGCCAGAGGUCGUGCAAAUUUUCGUGGUGGUAGUACUUUGACGAUUCCCCUAGCUCCUGCCGAUGCAAUGCGUUUGCUACCUGCAGUCAAUGUAGGUGAUGCGAUUCGCGAUUUACCUAGGUUGAGUAUGGGAGAAGGGGCUGAGGAGGUCGGUUACACAGCUGAUCCGACCAGUGCUUAUGCUUUGCGAUUGCGAAACCCCGAGGGAAUUACGUUUAAUCACUAUGCCGCCAAACUUUCACGGCAAAACAUCGAGCGGAUGCGCCAUGUGCCGCCCGGUGGCUCUUGGCGUGAUAUUCCCCAUGAUUUGCUACCACGGGGAAUGCAGCAGGCGCGCAAGUCCGAUCACACCAAACGCUAUGGCCGACUUAGCUUUGACGGCAUGUCCGGUACUGUUCUGACUAAAUGUGACCCUCACUGGGGCACGGUUUUUUUGCCAGAUCAGGAGCGUACGCUUUCUGUGCGUGAGGCUGCAAGGUUGCAAUCUUUUCCUGAUAACUAUCGAUUCCUUGGCUCAAGGGUUUCUCAAUAUGUACAGGUGGGGAAUGCCGUUCCAGUUUUAAUGGCCAAAGCGAUUGCUGAUUCAGUGAGAAAUCACUUGGCGGAGCACGUCGCAAUUGAAGAUUUAGCGGUAAAUGGCUAA